AUGGAAUUCCCGUUAGGAAUAUGUCUAGUACUUUUAACAGUUGCGGCAACAUUUAGUGAAGCGUACAAAAUUUUAGUCGUGUCACCUUUCCCAAGUAAAAGCCACACUAUUAUGAGUGAUGCUUAUGUCAAGUUUUUGCUUGAUGCUGGUCAUGAGAUAACAUACAUUAAUGCUAACCCAAGUAAUAACUCUAAUCCAUUGCUUCAUGAAAUUAAUGUCAGUGAAACUAAAAGGUAUUUUAAUUCUGAUUUGGUAGACAUAAAAAGUAUAUUAAAUGAUGAAGUUAAUAUCAAGGAUCCGGGUCAUUUUCUUGAAGCCAUUUUGAAUGUUAGUAAGGCAACAUUAGAGAAUCGAGAUGUAGCCAAAAUGAUAUACAAUCCAAACUUCAAAUUUGACUUGGUAAUAGCUGAAUGGAUGAUCAGCGAAGUAUACGCUGGAUUUUCGGCAUUAUAUGAUUGUCCAUUUAUUUGGUUUACAACACUGGAACCACAUUGGAUGAUAUUUUCUUUAACUGAUGAAGCUUCAAACCCUGCUUAUACAACUACCCCGAUGUCAACUAAUAUUACCCCAUUUACAUUUAAACAACGUGUGCAAGAAUUGAUACUGCAAACAUUUUUUUAUUUCAUAAAGGAAUGGAACGUUUACUAUACGGACAAAGAGUUGUACACGAAAACCUUUGCAACAGCAAUAGCACAAAGGGGAAAAGCGCUACCAUCUUUCGAUGACAUCAGAUUUAACGCUUCUAUGAUCUUAGGAUACUCUCACGUAUCAUUGGGUGAUGCCAAUACAUUGCCGCAAAGUUAUAAACCAGUUGCUGGUUUACAUAUUGAUCAAAACUUGAAGCCAUUGCCAGAGGAAUUAAAAAAUAUUAUGGAAAGAUCCAAAAAUGGCGUUAUUUACUUUAGUAUGGGCUCAAAUGUAAGGAGUCGAGAUAUCCCUGAUCAAAUGAAGACAAAGCUCAUUAAAAUAUUUAGUCAGCUUGAGCAAACCGUCUUGUGGAAAUUAGAAGAAGAAUUCCCUGAUUUACCAAAAAAUGUUCAUAUACUCAAAUGGGCACCACAGCAAAGUAUUCUUGCUCACCCAAACUGCAUCAUGUUUAUAACUCAUGGCGGUCUCUUGUCAAUAACUGAAGCCGUACAUUUUGGAGUUCCUAUUAUUGGAAUACCAGUGUUCGCAGAUCAGUUUGCUAAUGUAAAAAGAGCAGUUAAGAAAGGAUUUGCCAAACAAGUGGACUUGUCAAAAUCUAUGGCAGAAGACAUAGAUGAUGCUAUUCAGGAAUUGCUACGUAAUUUGAGUUAUCGCAACAAAGCGAAAGAGCUCUCGUUCAUCUAUCAUCAUCGUCCCAUAUCACCGGGCGCAGAAUUUGUUCAUUGGGUAGAACAUGUAGUGCGUACAAAAGGUGCUGCACAUUUACGUUCGCCUGCGUUUACUGUAACUUGGUACCAAAAGAUGUACUUGGAUCUGAUAGCUUUAUUAGCAAUAACAUUAGUUCUGAUCCUAACAUGCAUAAAAUUAACUUUAUGUGCGAGAAGCAAUAAGUCUCAUAAAAAGAAAAUGAACUAA
This is a messenger RNA of Parnassius mnemosyne (clouded apollo), 1563 nucleotides long. The record is from the annotation of a GenBank genome assembly. NCBI's taxonomy places the organism in Eukaryota, Metazoa, Arthropoda, Insecta, Lepidoptera, Papilionidae.